This is a messenger RNA of Mizuhopecten yessoensis (Yesso scallop), 2594 nucleotides long. Its product is annotated as putative acyl--CoA ligase YdaB. The record is from RefSeq and is a predicted model, not a curated record. The transcript is spliced from 2 exons. NCBI's taxonomy places the organism in Eukaryota, Metazoa, Mollusca, Bivalvia, Pectinida, Pectinidae. Bases 119 to 1777 code for a protein of 552 amino acids.
AUCGUCGUAAAAUUGUGGUCAGCUCAGGGCUUCCACGGUUAGGCUGUACACGGUGCACCGCAGCGCUACAGCAGACAGAGUUGUCUACAAUCAAGAGACGUUUGGAGUUUUGACAGCUAUGGCCGAGUUAAGCUUCCUCGACAGUCCCCAUCUACAACCAGUCAAGUACAAGUCUGUGAUUGACGUUUUCUACGAGAAGGCGAGCGAGUUUCCAGAGAAGGAAAUAUGCAUCCAACGAUUUGCUGACGGCUCUAGACGUUCAAUAACAUACAGCGAUCUGAAAAUCAAGGCAGAGCGUGUUGCUAGGUUCCUGAUCGGGAAAAGCAUACAGGUCAGCGAUAAUAUAGGAAUCAUUGGGCCAAACUCGAUCGAAUGGAUCGUGGGCGAGUUGGCUAUCCUGAUGACUGGCGCAGUUUGCUUGCAUCUUUCUAAGCCACAUGGGAAAUUCCAGAAGACUCUCGAACAAUUGCAGCUUUCGGAAUGUAAGGCUGUACUGCUAGACCUAGAGAGUGACACUACGUUUGUCGAGGACAUCGAGGGAUUUGUAAGCGACAAUCCUUCAAAUGAAGGACAUGGUUUGGACAAACCAAUCUUCGUCCUCCUCAGGAAGAAGGAUAAAUCCAUGCUGCCUGAUGUAGAAACAAUAGGAGGACUAGAUCAAUAUCAGAUUGAUAAACAACUCCCUGGAAUCGUUCCCGAUACACCAGCCAUUGUUUUCAUGACAUCUGGAUCAACAGGACUACCCAAGAUGGUCGAAGUUACUCAUUUAGCACUGGUAAAUACGGAAUCCGCCUACAUGCUCACUCGUGGUGUUGGUGGUAGAGGGGAAACGUACUUCAACGAUCGACCUUUCUCCUGGAUUGGAGGUACAAUAAUAUACUGUCUCCUACAAGGAGACACAAGAGUGUUUCGAGAUGGAAGAAUAACCGUGAAAGGCGGCGAUGUUAUGGAUCUCUGGAAUAUCAUCAUUGAAGAAAAGUGUACCAAUGGCCUUCUUCUUCCAUUCACAAUAUAUGAUCUCUUGCAGAACAAACAAAAAAUAAAAAAGACAGGAUAUCGAAUGAUGUCGAUUGUCACCGGAGGUCAAAUAAUAAGACACAAAGAAACGGAAAUACUAGGAGAAAUUUGCGAACAGAUGUAUAUGCUUUAUGGAUCGACAGAGGUUGGCAUAGUGACCUUUUCUCCACUAGACAACAACAUGACCAUUGGAUGCUUGGGGAAUCUUUUCCCUGGAGUUCAAAUUAAGGUAGUAGGUGAGGAUUUGAACACAAUUGUUCGUGGAGAAAUGGGUGUACUCCUCAUAAAAUCACCAUGGAUGUUGAAAGGAUACCGCAACGCGACAGAAGCUCAAAGGAAGUCAAUCGCGAACGGCUGGAUGAACACUGGAGACGUGGGGAUUAUAAAGAGUGACGGCCAACUCAUUAUCAAAGGGAAAAUCAACAAUGUCAUCAAAAGGGGGACUCUGAAAGUCGUAUCAGGGGAUGUCGAGGACUGCAUCGCAUCAUUUCCAGGUGUGAGAGAUGUUGUUGUCAUUGCAGUCCCUGAUCCACGAAUGUAUGAAGAGGUAUGCGCAUGCGUUGUGUUUGAUAAAAAUACAGCAGUUAAUAUGGACGCAGUACGGGCACACUGCACAGAAAGCCUCGGUGACAAUAUUAUAGGAAAUGCUCCGACGUUUUACCUCGAGUUUGACACACUGCCACAGCUCGGAACGGGAAAACCUGACAAAGUCAACAUUCAACGGGACGCGGUAGGAAGGUUAAACAUUAAAACCAAGUAACUAAACAGCGUCCAAAUGACAAAAUUGUACACAAAUUGUGUACGAAUCUGUAUACGUUAGAAAUUUUACAUUGGUAACAUGUUAUGAUAUAUGUUUAAAUACUUGUAUUCGUAUCAAUCAAUAUGUAUUGUUGCGCAAUUUUGACAUCAUUAUGGUCCCAUACAGACAUUGGACAAUAAAAGCAAGUGUUCAUUAGAUGUGUUCAUAGAUAAUGACGACAAUGUGAACCUUUAGGACACAAACAUAUUACAGAACAAAUCUUACUAUACGAAGAACAGUACUCAUAUAGACACUACAGGGUUCCACCGCUGAUAGUAAACUGGCCUUCUCCUUCAGAAACCUUCUGUCGGCUUGGAGCCGAAGACAUCUAAUAUAAAUAAUCCAUCUUCAGAUAGAAAGGACCGCCUACAGAGGCGCCAAAAAGGAAUUAACUGAAAUGUGCCAACACAUGUGGUUGAGAUUUGAACGAUUGUGAUAUAAAGCCGAAAACCAGGAUGCCUCGAAACGACGUGAAUGUGGGCGGAUCGUCCGACACUCGAACCAUAAGUAAGAAAUGCACUGUCAAAUUGAUCUUCUCUUUGGUUAUCCAUUUUAUGCAGGAGAAUAUGUAUAUUAUUUUAUUCAAACUGGCACUUAACAGGAAAUUAUUUAAGGUUGUUACACCUAAAAAUCUGGUAACGUGAUUAUCUCCCCUAGUGAUAUUGAAUAUAUUACGUCAUGAUGUAACCAAAAGAUUAAAAUUAAUCGGAUGAUCAGCAAAAGAAGUCUCUCUGUGUCUUUCUGCUUGAAUUUUGUGUAACCCAAUAACGUUUUAACU